AUGUAUGAUAUAAGAAAUAAAGCAUUUUCGGAUAUUUUGACAAAUAAAUCACUUAAUGAUAUAUGCGGGAAAGAGCGGGAUAUAACAACAUGGAGAAUUUCAAUAGAAACAAAAUUGAAUGGUGAACAUGGAGCUCGUUUAGCAAUUUCAUUGACUCCAGAAUUAGCACCUGAAUCAUAUCAUAUCAGAAAUGAAAAAGCUUAUCGUCUCGGUGAAUGGAUUCAAAUAGCAAUUGCAUUUAACUCGCAUCAACUCUUAUUUUACGUGAAUGGUGCACGUGUCGGUAAAUUGGUACGUGAGUUUGGUGUUCUUUAUUCGGAAAUUCGGAGUGCAUGCAAAAGAUUGUAUUUGGGAACAGAUGGCAAUCGAUUUAGUCGUGAUGAAAUUAUUGGAUUUCGAGGUUACAUUGGAAAAUUACGCAUAACAGAUCAUUUCAUGGAUCAUUCAGAGCUUAUUCGAGAACAAUGGCAUGGAAAUAUUAUUGAAGAAAAUUUUGCAGAUAUCAAUCAGUGGAAAUAUCUCGGGAGUGAUUUGGGUAUACGAAAACAAGAAAUGUUAUGGGAGGAUAUACCACGAAAUAUUGAAAUACCUCAAUGUGGUCAGACAAUUUGUGAUAAUCCAAUGGUAGCAAGCAAUUAUUUGCGCUAUUGGAAUUUGCAUGCUAUUAAAAAAUUGAAAUAUCGUGUUGUUGUAAUCAGCGAUGAUGAUGGAAGUAAUGUGAAUGUAAGGACAGAUCCCAUUAUGCGACAACAUGUCGAACUUUUGAAGAUUUUUGCAUUAUAUAAUAUUACAUGGGAUCUUGAAUUGAUCAAUAUUCGCAACACAUCAUUACGACGUAAAACUAUUGUGUUUGGUUGUCAAUCAUCAGCAAUCGGUAAUAAACGUUGCGACAUCGAAUGUCGCCAUGCAAUUACCGGUGAUGAUGGUGGUGAUUGCAAAAUUCAGGAUAAAUGUGAAAAAUGGAUGCUUGGAAAUAAACAAUGUGAAUUGGAAUGUAACAAUCGUGAAAAUAACUGGGACAAAGGUGACUGUUGCACUGAUUUCACCUUCAGUGAUAAUCACUUCUGUAUUGAUCCUACUUCAAUCUACAGACGUUAUAUAAAUGUGGAAGAGUAUAAAACAGCAGUUGGAAUAGACAAUGAGAAUGGACUAACAGUACAAUUUGGUGAUUGGAAUGCAAGCGAUCUGGUGGGCUUUUCAACGUUUCCAUGGGAAAAAGAUAUUUAUAGUAAUCAAGGAGGAGUGCUACUUCGUUAUGACCGUUUCGGAACACCUGGACAAAUUAAUAAUUUAAUUCAUGAAAUUGGCCAUAUUCUUGGCCUUUGGCAUGUUCAUCACGGGAUAAGCGAAGUACCAUGUAGUGAUCCAUGUCAGGAGAAAACACCAUCUAUGGUGACUGGAACUCGGGAAAUUUCAUUCUAA
Molecule: messenger RNA, 1422 nt
Organism: Loa loa (African eye worm)
Lineage: Eukaryota; Metazoa; Nematoda; Chromadorea; Rhabditida; Onchocercidae
Exons: 10
Coding region: 1-1422 (473 amino acids)
Molecular function (GO): metallopeptidase activity
Source: RefSeq, a predicted model, not a curated record